UAAAUAGGGUUAUACCAGAUAAGCAAAAACAGAUUUUCUUAGUGGGACCAAUGAAGCAUGGCCUAUAUACAUUAUAUACUCGGACGCGCAUGCAUACACAGCACAUGUACAUGUGUAGUGAUUACACACGUUUCACAUUGACGGAUACAGCUAGGCAAAUGGCAGACAACGAUCCCAAUGCCGAGUUAAAAUUCCCUACCUCAACCAAAGGGGAAUUCGUCAGAACAAAAUCAGUCUUCCGGGAUUGGAUAACGGCGGAUGGAUCGUCUGCGUAUAAGUCGGAGUCCGGGCGGUAUCAUCUGUAUGCCAGCCUAGCCUGUCCCUGGGCUCACCGUGCCCUGGCCGUUAGGAAACUCAAGGGAUUGGAACAGGCCAUCUCUUAUGACGUUGUAGAUUGGUUCCUGGAUGGACAAGGAUGGUCUUUCACAGACAAAAAAGCUGAUUGUACUUUUGACACUGUCAACGGUUGUUCACGAUUGCGGGAGGUUUACCAAAUAGCUAACCCAGAUUAUGAUGGCCGUAUCACCGUCCCCGUCCUGUGGGAUAAACAACAGAAAACUAUUGUAAACAACGAGUCGAGCGAGAUUAUCUGGAUGUUUAACUCAGAAUUCAAUGGUUGCUGUUCUACCGCGGAACAGCGGAUGUUAGAUUUUUAUCCCGAAACCCUUCGGAAGGACAUCGAUGGAGUUAUCCGUAGGUACAAUAUAAUGAUCAACAAUGGUGUGUACAGAAGCGGUUUUGCAACAAGUCAAGAAGCCUAUGAUGCAGCUGUACGUGAAGUAUUCGAGGGUCUUGACAAGGUACAACAUAUUCUGUCCAAAACCCGCUAUCUAACAGGGAGUAAUCUAACCGAAGCAGAUAUCCGUCUAUUCACAACGCUGAUACGGUUUGAUUUGGUUUACGUAGGACAUUUUAAGUGUAACAAGCGGAUCAUUGACUACCCUAACAUGUGGGGAUACCUGAGGGAAUUGUGCCAGAUCCCAGGGGUGGCUGAUACCGUGAACCUUGAACACGUCACUAAACACUACAUGGCAAGCCACGCUAUGAUCAACCCGACAAGGAUUGUAUCCAUUGGACCAGAUAUCGACUUCACUACUCCACAUGGCAGGGAGGCCAUGCAGAAAACAUGAGUUGUUCAUUUGUUUGCAGAUUCAGAGAUGAAAAUGGAAAAUCUUAAGAAAGGCAGAAAUUCAUUUCUUUAGUGGAAUUAACCAUUUUUUGCGAGCCAAAAAGGCUGAAAUCAGCCAAUUGGCUAAAGAUUUUCGUCUCUGUGAUUUAAAAAAAAAAUCGUCUUUCAACAUAAUUAACACUCCAUAUGGCAGCUAGAGAGGUCAUGUUAAGAAACUUAAAACGGAAGGUAUACAUUGGUUUCCAACUCUAUUUAUUUCACCAUUCCAGAGCAUCGUUGGCCCCCACAGAAUCCUUUCUUCUAUUGACGCGUUUGACCUGUGUUGGAGGGCCAGCUUAAAAAUUGUCGAUUUGACGUGAAAAUUUCUAUUUAUAUCGAUCAUUCAAAAUGUUUUGAAUUCAAAAAGACUCUACUUCAUUGGAGAAUUGACAAUCCAAAUUCAUAUGGCCGUGGCCAUGUGUCGGCAUUGUUUUGUAUCUGCAACAUUACCAAAAAAAACCAAGGGCACAUAUAACGGCAGGUCGGAUUGGUCAUGUUUACCGAAAAUACUCAACGGAACUAUUUAGAUAAUGAACACGAGACUCUUUGUCCAACUUCCCCAGUAGGAUCGAUCGGAUCUAUAUGAAUGCAGAUCACCGAUGUCUGACGGUGACUGCGGCUGGACCAUGUUAACAACUUACAACAGCUAUCAUCUUUUGUUCACAUGUUAAAAUGCCAACGAAACGGUCAACGAAACAGAAUUAUUAGUUUAUCGUUACUUGAAAGCAUUGGAGUAAGACAAAACAUAAAUCUUAUGAAAACUUUUUCAUCUCUUGCCGUUAAUCUAAUAGAGAUUCAUUCGAAUAUAGUAGUUAUUGUAACAGCUUCAUUACUUAUCAAUCAAAAUACUUCUCUCUUGAACUUAGGAAGCAUUUUUGCAGUGCAUAAUAUACCUGUAGUCAUAUAGAAUUUCAUAUCCAUUUUGUAAUUUUACAUAAUAAGGGUUUCUCAUUUGUGAUACUAACGUAUAAGUGUAAGGAAAUAUGCUCAUCCUUAUCAUUGUGAUAAUGAAAAUAAGAAACGCAAUAAGUUGUAUUUCUUUUGAUGUACAUGUACUUAAUAAAAACAAUAAUCACUC
Molecule: messenger RNA, 2246 nt
Organism: Pecten maximus
Lineage: Eukaryota; Metazoa; Mollusca; Bivalvia; Pectinida; Pectinidae
Product: glutathionyl-hydroquinone reductase YqjG-like
Exons: 9
Coding region: 51-1130 (359 amino acids)
Cellular component (GO): cytoplasm
Molecular function (GO): glutathione transferase activity
Source: RefSeq, a predicted model, not a curated record